Rhizopus microsporus ATCC 52813 is the source of this 588-nucleotide messenger RNA. Its product is annotated as E set domain-containing protein. The transcript has 7 exons. Bases 1 to 588 code for a protein of 195 amino acids. Lineage: Eukaryota; Fungi; Mucoromycota; Mucoromycetes; Mucorales; Rhizopodaceae. Gene Ontology annotation, molecular function: protein binding; Rho GDP-dissociation inhibitor activity. Gene Ontology annotation, biological process: Rho protein signal transduction. Gene Ontology annotation, cellular component: cytosol; cytoplasm; membrane. The record is from RefSeq and is a predicted model, not a curated record.
AUGACUGACCAUCACGAAGAAGAUGAGCUUGCACCCACACAAACUACAGGUUAUAAGCCAGGUGAAAAAAAGACCCUUGAAGAAUACCAGAGUUUGGACGCUCAAGAUGAGAGUUUGAAGAAGUGGAAGGAAUCUCUUGGUUUGAAUAACGCUACAAAUGGUCCCUCUGAUGAUCAUCGUCGAGUUAUCGUCGAACAUAUUGCUCUUGAAGUCGAAGGUCGUCCUGAUGUUAUUGUCGAUUUAUCUACUCCCCAGGCUGUUGAAGCAGCCAAGUCUGCACCUUUUACUAUCAAGGAAGGUGUCGAAUACCGCAUGAAGGUCAAAUUCAGAGUUCAACAUGAUGUCGUAUCCGGUUUGAAAUACUUGCAGGUUGUGAAGAGAAAGGGUAUCCGAGUUGACAAGACUGAAGAAAUGAUCGGAAGCUAUGGUCCUUCAGCCAAUUCAUACGAAAAGAAAUUCCAACUUGAAGAAGCUCCUUCAGGUCUUCUUGCCAGAGGCCAUUAUGAAGCAAAGAGCAAAUUCAUCGAUGAUGAUAAUGUUACACAUAUGGAAUGGACUUGGUUCUUUGAUAUCAAGAAGGAUUGGUAA